This is a messenger RNA of Exophiala xenobiotica, 1723 nucleotides long. RefSeq lists its product as uncharacterized. The record is from RefSeq and is a predicted model, not a curated record. Lineage: Eukaryota; Fungi; Ascomycota; Eurotiomycetes; Chaetothyriales; Herpotrichiellaceae. The transcript is spliced from 2 exons. Bases 20 to 1723 code for a protein of 567 amino acids.
GGGAAACGUACUUUUUGAUAUGAAGCCCUCAGUUGUUCGAAUCCUAUGCGUUGCUGCUGUGGCUGUGGCUAGCGCAUUUGCUAUCUUUCUGUCCAUCUCAUACUUUGCGAUUCCUUUGUUUGUUUGGCUCUCUCCCUCGUUGAAUCCGACACUGUAUGAUUGGGGGUUGUACGGUGCUUGCCCGUUACAGACGUUUGUGUCCAGUGACCUAGUUGUGCCACGCGUAAGCACAGCAAGGUCGCACUCGGAUUGCGACAAUGGCUUCGUCUUCUUGACGGUCGGCGGCGACUCAGCCGGCCCGACAGGACCAACUAUCCUCAAUUCCGAUAAUGAACUCGUCUGGAAGUCGCAGGAUUACGCCGUGACGACGAAUCUGCAAGUACAGCGCUACAAAGGGCAGGAUUACUUGACAUUUUGGUCGGGGAAGAAACUGGGCACUAAAGGCGUAGGAGUAUAUUAUUUGCUAGAUGCUUCUUACAACGUGGCACACCAAGUCUCAGCUGUCGGCGACGACACGCAAGGCGACCUGCAUGAAUUCAAGAUAACCAAGGAGGAUACUGCUCUUCUCACCGUCUACACAACGACCAAAGCUGAUUUGUCGUCGCUGGGAAAGCGGUCAAAUGGCUGGAUCCUGGACAGUCGCUUCCAAGAAGUCGACAUUGCUACCGGCGAGCUUUUGUUCGAGUGGAGAGCGUCCGAGCAUUUCAAUGUCACCGAAUCGUACAUGACCAACCCGUUUGGCGGUUACAUACGCAGCAUUCCCUUCGAUUUCUUCCACAUCAACAGCAUCGACAAAGAUUCUCAAGGAAAUUACAUAAUUUCAUCACGACACACGCAUACAGUCACCUGCAUUAGCCCUGGUGGAGAGAUUCUGUGGAUACUAGGAGGCCAACGCAAUCAAUUCACCGACCUGUCAGGAGGAGAUGCACUAGAUUUCAAGUGGCAGCACGAUGCUAGAUGGGUAUCAGAGGAGGAGGGAAUUUUGAGUCUGUUCGAUAACAAGGAGGCCGGCCCUCUGCACGUCGAUGGGCCGUACAGUCGCGGUAUGAUGCUUCAACUCGACAUCGCGAACCGCACAGUAGAGCUUUUACACUCUUAUGUGUCUCUGCAGCAGACCCGGGCCCCAUCACAAGGCUCAAUGCAGGUAAUUCCAGACAGUGACCAUGUUUUCGUUGGUUGGGGGCAUUCUCCGGUGUUCAGCGAAUUUUUGUCCAAUGGUACAUUACUAUGCGAGCACCAUUUUGGGUCACCCUUGUACCAUCCAUGGAAUCGAGCGGUGUCGUACCGAGCCUUCAGGGGGCGGAAAUGGGUGGGCCGUCCGACAGAUCCUCCCUCGGCAGAAAUCGAGGAUCAAAUACUUUAUGUCAGCUGGAAUGGCGCCACAGAGGUAUCUGCUUGGAUGUUGCAAGGCGCAAAGAGUGCGGAUGAGGGAGAGAUUUUUACCGACCUCGACAUUGUCGACAAGGACAGUUUUGAGGAGGCUUUCGAUCUAGCAAAUCUGUCCGAGUACAGUCAGUUCCGGGUCGUUGCAUUGGACCGAAACGACCAAGUACUCGGUCAAUCUGAUGUGGUUACCCAUCAGCCUGAACGAGGUUGGUGGAGUUUUGUGCUGGCAGUCGUCGCAUGGGCGGUCAUAUUCAGGAUAGCAUGGUGCUCCUACAAAUGGCUUGCUCGACAAAAGGGGAGCGGCUUAGCAUGGAAGACCUUUGGCAGUAAACAAUGA